Molecule: messenger RNA, 2142 nt
Organism: Syngnathus acus (greater pipefish)
Lineage: Eukaryota; Metazoa; Chordata; Actinopteri; Syngnathiformes; Syngnathidae
Gene: metrn
Product: meteorin, glial cell differentiation regulator
Exons: 4
Coding region: 196-1101 (301 amino acids)
Biological process (GO): positive regulation of axonogenesis; glial cell differentiation
Molecular function (GO): hormone activity
Source: RefSeq, a predicted model, not a curated record
AAACUUUGGAGCUUGACUCAGUGUGGCGCAGACAGACAGGCGGGUCGGUCGGUUAGGAGACAAGUUCUCUUAUCUGAAGAGGAUGCAACACUAUGGCUGUGAAGUCAGAUAACAUUAGAUUGGUUUUAUAAAAGAGCUCUUAUUUGGAUUAUUUGAUAUAGUUUGUUUUAAAGCUUGCAUCAGCUAUAUUUGAGGAUGCAUCUUUUGGGGAUUUACACCAUUUGGAUUUUAUUCCACGCAACCCUGUGCAACUAUUCGGAGGAUCAGUGUAGCUGGAGAGGGAGUGGUUUGUCCCAGCAGCAAGGCAGCGUGGAGCAGAUCUCCCUCCACUGCUCCGAGGGCACCCUGGACUGGCUGUACCCCAAAGGAGCCCUUCGCCUCACGUUAUCCCCCCGCUUGCCCUCGGUGGCGGUAGGCCCCGGGGGCGGGGCGGGCGGCGGCUCGGGCCUCAUCACGGCCUGCGUCAAGCCCUCAGAGCAUUUCCACGGUGCCCAACUCUACCUGGAGAGGGACGGUGUGCUGGAGCUGCUGGUCGGGGACCGGCCCGAGUCGUCCCCGCCGCCGAGGGUGCGCUGCUUCAACCGCCAGCCAGGGGAGAAGGUGGCGCUCUUUAUGCAAGCGACGCCUCACCAAGACAUCAGCCGGCGUAUCGCGUCCUUCCGAUAUGAGCUGAGGGGGGACUGGACUGCCCGACUGUCACUUGACUCCAACCAGAUCAGUACUGUUGAAGCGUGCAGACCCUGCAAUGACACGGAGAUCCUCAUGGCUGUGUGUACCAGCGACUUUGUGGUGCGAGGUAACAUCAGGACUGUGGAAGAGGAUGAGAACCUGCGCGCCGCCGUCAUCAAGGUCAGCGCCGCGAAGGUCUUCCGGCAAAAGUACGCCCUCUUCAUCGGUAACGGUCGCAUGGCCGCCCGGGGGGAGAUUCGCACCCUUCUGCAGUGCGGCGUCAAACCGGGGCCCGGCAGCUUCCUCUUCACCGGUCGGGUCCACUUUGGCGAGGCCUGGCUGGGCUGCGCCCCUCGCUACAAGGACUUCCUGCAGGCUUACACCACCGCCAAAGCGGCCCAGCAGAUUCCAUGCGAACUUCCUGUAGACUGAAAGUUUGUCGCCGUUUGUCGACCAUGCAGAACCGAGGCGGAGUGGAACGCCGGGUCGGCCCGCUUCAUUCAACCUGUGGGAGAAACCACACAAAAGGGGCUGUGAAAAAAAAUGGACUUUUCUUAAAAGCCAUUUCAGUGCAAUAACAACUCGUGGAGCUGUGUCGACAGCUUCCUGGUUGCCAUGGAGAAUUGAAGCAGUUUGUUAGGGGUUAAAUUAUUUCAGCCAGAUGGGCCAUCAAAAAAAACAAUACUGCCCCACUUAUAUCAAAUGGAGCACUACUGAUUCCGAAGGCAGAUUAAAUUGACACGGCAACACAGAGGCUGAAAUCUAAUAGGACAAAGACAUUUCUGAGAUAAGCUACAAAAUGAAGAGCGUAUAAAUGAAUACAAUUUUACAGAACAACAACAAAAAUUACAUUUAGACUCAUUGAGAGUCACUGAAACUCAGGGAAUGUACGGAAAUGAAUUCAGCCGGGACACAGGAUACUUCCCGGCAGUCAAACGAGUUUUAGUUGGUUACAUGAGCGGACAAUUGCUGGUAUUAAGGAGAUUAGAAGAAAGAGGAAAUUGCACUGAGUGAAAGAAAGGGAACAAAUCGUGAUGCUGCAAACACUAAAAAACCAAAAAAUAAAAAAAAUAAAUAUAAAAAGCAAGAAUAUGUAGCACAGACGUGCAGCUAAGAAUUUAAUAUAUGUGCAUACCGAUAUUGUAAGCAGAAAUAAUAAGGCGUUGUCCCAUUCUGACUGUUUUUGUCAAUCACGUGUAAAUAAGUUUAUUCAAUGGAACUGUUGACAAAAUGUUUUCAAAUGGAGAAAGCAAAUCAAGAAUGGGCGGGGGAAGUUGACAAAUGUUUUCUUAUGUGCACUACAUCGUUAACGAGAUCGUACCAAAUGACUUUUAAGUGCCCAUUUGCUGUGUAUAUGUGAAUACAAACAAAUGUAAAUAUGUGGAUAAGAAAAUCUAAAUAUGUCACUAUUGUCUAUAUGUUUGUUUUUUUAUGUUCUCAGUCUGUGUUAUUCAAAUAUACUUUAAGAAAACA